AUGGUCCGUUUCACCGGGCUCACACUGCUCCUAGCAGCUCUCUGCACCCUUCUCUUCGUCACCCCCAUUGUCGCCUACUCCGAGGCCGACUACCAAUUCAUGCACUUCAGCUGCAUCAAGAAGGACUGGCGCAUCGCCCAAGCCAUCGACAACCUCUGCGGUAAAAAUAUCCACAUACCAGGCGCGACAGCUUCUAUAGGAACAACCUUCGACGGCCACAACAAGGUUGCUGUCCUUGUCAACNCCCCUUGCUGGGGCGAUGGCCGCAUCAAUUCCAACAGCAAUGUUUGGAUCCCUCAAUACUGGUGUCAGAGACAGUUCUGGCAGGUUUGUGCGCAGGGAGAUGGACGUGGUAGGGGUAUGCAGGUCUUUGGUGCUAGGAAGUGUCAGAGUUUCUGGAUUUCGAACAACAAGUAUUAG
Molecule: messenger RNA, 420 nt
Organism: Aureobasidium musti
Lineage: Eukaryota; Fungi; Ascomycota; Dothideomycetes; Dothideales; Saccotheciaceae
Source: the annotation of a GenBank genome assembly